Hevea brasiliensis (rubber tree) is the source of this 1308-nucleotide messenger RNA. RefSeq lists its product as uncharacterized. Lineage: Eukaryota; Viridiplantae; Streptophyta; Magnoliopsida; Malpighiales; Euphorbiaceae. The coding region runs from base 189 to 1133 and encodes 314 amino acids. Gene Ontology annotation, molecular function: metalloendopeptidase activity; ATP binding; ATP-dependent peptidase activity. The record is from RefSeq and is a predicted model, not a curated record. Gene Ontology annotation, biological process: proteolysis. The transcript has 7 exons.
UUAAUUUAAAGGAUGAAACUUAACUGUGAUUUUCCAAUUCUUAAAAAUGCUAUCUUUUUGUACUUGAAUCUUUCAACCACAGAAACAGGAUAAUCACCGCAAAUGUUCAACGGCACAAUUUAUAGCUGAACUACAACCCUACAACACAGAAACGGCGUCGUUCGGUAUUCCCUUUCUCUGUCUUGUGCAUGGCAUGUUUUUUUAAGGAAAGAAUGAACUUUGCGGUGGAGCUCCGACUAAAAACUCCCGGGGACGGGAUUCUAGCCCCAAUGAAAGUGAAGGAAGCCGAUUAUGCCGUCCGACGUCGUCGGGCUCUGAAAAGAGUGGACAAAGAGUUGUCGAAAUCCGAUUUCAAGAGAGCUCUCUCCCUUGUCAAACAAUUGCAAGGCAAACCCUUUGGCCUCCGUGGCUUUGGCGCAGCCAAACAGGUACCCAGAAGUCGCCUGGUGUUGAAUCAAUUAGUAUUCAAUGGGAUAGAUUUAUCACCCCUUGGUCCAUUGGUUGAUUCGGUUAUGGAUUCAAUAGAUAAAUCUCUUCAUUUCCUUUUACCGGAUGGUGAACGCAGAGGUUCUAGCUGUGAAGAAGAUCAUUUCCUGUGUCUGCAACAUGAAGCUGGUCAUUUUCUGGUUGGCUACUUGCUUGGGGCUCUCCCAAAAAGAUAUACAGUACCAUCUGUUGAAGAACUGAGAGAUGGCAAUUUCGAGGGAGGGAAAGUAGAGUUUCUGGGAUUUGAGUUUCUCAGAGAAGUUGGUGCUGCCCAGAUGCUUAGGAAAAAUAUUAUAAAUGAAGAAUCAUCCUGUUCGGGCAAUAGAGGCAAAAUUUCAUCCAAGACUUUAAACAACUUUUCUUGCAUAAUAUUAGGAGGCUUGGUGGUGGAGCACCUAGUAUUUGGGGAUUCUGAAGGUCAUUAUUCUGAUGUUGACAAGGAACAGUUGGACAAAGCACUUAAAUGGUUGGGUUUCUCCAACAGCGAAGCAAACUUUCAAGUGAGAUGGGCUGCACUAAACACUGUCUUUGUAUUGUGUCGUCAUCAUAAAGCUAGAUUGAAACUGGUAGAAGCCAUGGCACAGCGGCAAUCAGUUGGCUUCUGUAUCGACGCAAUUGAGAAUGCUAUCGAUGGAAGACAAAUAUAAAUAGUGUAUCUACAUUCCUUUAAUGUUGCAUUCUCUUUUGUUGAGUUCUCCGAACAACAUUCUUUUCCAAUUCUAGCUUACCACGAUGGCAAUUCUUGACAAUAUUGAUGAUAAUUCAACAAACAGGAAACAUGAAGCACCUGUGCGUCUGAGGACCACAGAAAUUUAUUUUGCA